Molecule: messenger RNA, 1095 nt
Organism: Monoraphidium neglectum
Lineage: Eukaryota; Viridiplantae; Chlorophyta; Chlorophyceae; Sphaeropleales; Selenastraceae
Exons: 9
Coding region: 1-1095 (364 amino acids)
Source: RefSeq, a predicted model, not a curated record
AUGUCAUCGUCAACAUGGCGUGUCAUCCAGGAGACGGUGAAGCAGAAGUGGGGCCUCUCGCUGGAACGAAACUUCAGGGCGACCUCAAACUCCCGUAACGAGGCUAUGUUUCGGGAGGCGUCCAUGUUCGCGGCACACCUGAGGCAGGUGGAGAAAGACCUGACCUCGUGGGAGCGCGACAUCGAAGACUUCAGGACGAUCAUGCUGUCGCCGCUGCCGCGUGUGUACGAGGAGGGCCACAACGGGCAGGCUGUGCCCAGCGAGCCGGAGCCAUCCAUGAUCGGCGGCGACGUGCAGGUGGAGCGCCUCACGUCCGCGGCCGCUGAGAGCAAGAAGCGGCUGGAUAUUGAGGUGCUGCAGCCCAUCAAGCAGUGGAUGGUGGCUUACAGGACCAUCCAGGAGCGCAUGCGGCGCCUGGAGGCUCUGCGCCUGGAGCUGGACUCGCGGCGCCGCACAGUCCUGGAGCUGCAGGGCCGCUGCGAGCGCAUGCGCGCCAUGCUGGGCGUGACGCGGGCGAGGGGGGAGAUGGAGCUUGAGCUGACGCUGAGGAGGAUGCAGCACAAAGAGGACAAGAUGCAGCGCACGAUGUCUCAGUACCAGGAGAUGGAGCAGACCGUGUACAACAGCCUGUUCACGCUCAUCAAGGACACCAGCGUGCUCAGGGACUACGCCGCAGCCGCCAUCCUCAUCGUCAACGAGGGGCUUCAGGCGGGCUACGCCGCCUUUGAGCCGUCGAUGGCCCAAUACUCCACGUCCGCCCUGCCAGGCGCAGGCUACGCCCAGGUCGCCGCGCCGCCGCAGAUGCAGCAGGGGAUGAGCGGGCUGCCCGAGGGCCACGGCUACGAGCCGCGGGCGUCCGCCAAGUUUGGGGACCAGGGUGCCGGCAAGGGCAAGGCUGCUGUCGGCAGCGCGGCGGCCAAGGCCAAGGCCGCCGCGAGCAUGGCCGGCCCCUCUGGCGCGGACAAGGGCUACGACCAGGCCGGCGCCUACGACUACGCGCCCGACGCGGCCGCUGGCGGCGACGUCGGCGCGGGCGGCGGCGCGGGCGCGUACGGCGGCAGCCGCUACUGGGCGUCGACCGCGGCGGCGUACUGA